Apaloderma vittatum (bar-tailed trogon) is the source of this 749-nucleotide messenger RNA. Its product is annotated as tyrosine-protein kinase HCK-like. The annotation marks the transcript as partial. Gene Ontology annotation, molecular function: signaling receptor binding; ATP binding; non-membrane spanning protein tyrosine kinase activity. The record is from RefSeq and is a predicted model, not a curated record. Gene Ontology annotation, biological process: cell surface receptor protein tyrosine kinase signaling pathway; innate immune response; protein phosphorylation. NCBI's taxonomy places the organism in Eukaryota, Metazoa, Chordata, Aves, Trogoniformes, Trogonidae. Gene Ontology annotation, cellular component: extrinsic component of cytoplasmic side of plasma membrane. The transcript has 5 exons.
CUACCUACAACAAGCACACCAAGGUGGCGGUGAAGACGAUGAAGCCGGGCAGCAUGUCUGUGGACGCCUUCCUGGAGGAGGCGAACCUCAUGAAGACCCUGCAGCACGACAAGCUGGUGAAGCUGCACGCCGUCGUCACCAAGGAGGAGCCCAUCUACAUCGUCACCGAGUUCAUGGAGAAAGGGAGCUUGCUGGAUUUCCUGAAGAGCGAGGAGGGGAACAAGCAGCCGCUCCCGAAGCUGAUCGACUUCUCUGCCCAGAUCGCAGAAGGGAUGGCGUUUAUCGAGAAGAGGAACUACAUCCACCGAGACCUGAGGGCUGCCAAUAUCCUGGUGUCGGCACUACUGGUGUGCAAGAUCGCAGACUUUGGACUGGCCAGAGUCAUCGAAGACAAUGAGUACACGGCCCGGGAAGGCGCCAAGUUUCCCAUUAAAUGGACUGCACCAGAAGCCAUCAACUAUGGAUCUUUCACUAUAAAAUCAGAUGUCUGGUCCUUUGGGAUCCUCCUGACCGAGAUCAUUACCUACGGGCGCAUCCCUUACCCAGGGAUGUCGAGUGUGGAGGUGAUCAGAGCCCUGGAGCACGGCUACCGCAUGCCUCGCACACAGAACUGCCCCGUGGAGCUGUACGAUGUUAUGCUGAGAUGCUGGAAGACCAAACCCGAGGAUCGUCCCACCUUCGAGUACACGCAGAGCAUUUUGGAGGAUUUCUUCACUGCAACAGAGAGCCAGUACCAGCAGCAGCCCUAA